Molecule: messenger RNA, 495 nt
Organism: Paramecium tetraurelia
Lineage: Eukaryota; Ciliophora; Oligohymenophorea; Peniculida; Parameciidae
Exons: 1
Source: RefSeq, a predicted model, not a curated record
AUGAUACAGCAUUUUAUUAAAUUAUCGAAUAGUAUAAUUCAACCACCCAAUAGGUCGACUGAUUUCCAUUAUGAAAGAUUGUGUGCUCUCAAUUCCAUAUUGCAAUUGCUACUAGCAAAAGAAACAGAAGUAGAUUCAAUUGAAAUGACAAAACAAACAAUAACUAAAAUUUACUUGAGAGUUGCUGAAAAUUGUUUUUCCAAUAACAAAGACAUCUCAGUUAAUUGCAUAAUUUGUUUAUCUGAAGUUUUAUAAAGUUAAUUACAGAAUCCCAAUAACCAUACCUAAGUCAAUUAUGAUACCCAACAAAUUAAACAAUAUUUAUUGCUUAGAAUCCAACUCCCAUAUGAUAAAAUCUGCAGCUAUGAAGUUCUUUUUAGAUCUAAAAUGCUAUUUCUACUAAGUUAAGUCUUGCUCGAUUCUCCCAAAUAGGUGCAGCAAUAAAACACAGUUCAAUAUACCAAAAUACACUAAAUUAUAAACUAAACGUCAUGA